Messenger RNA from Ectocarpus siliculosus, 1305 nucleotides. NCBI's taxonomy places the organism in Eukaryota, Phaeophyceae, Ectocarpales, Ectocarpaceae. The record is from the annotation of a GenBank genome assembly.
AUGACGACGAGCGAGACCGAAUGCGCCACCGAAGUGGUGGCUUGCAACGAUGACACGGAGUGCGUAGACUGCUUCACGUCGUAUGCUGCACUCGUGGAGGGAUGCCUUGUGUCAGCGGGUGGUACCACCUGCGAUGAUCUUGAAGGAGCUGUGUGCUGUGCGGUGGAUGGCUGCGAGGACAACGAUGGGCUCAAUGACCUCUUAGCCUGCAUCAAUGCGGAUACUGGUUGCUCCUUCGACCUUGGAGAUUGCGCAUCGGACGGAAGCCGAGCCAUUUCUGACUCCGAUGCCACCACCGACACCGAUUCCGCGGGCUACCUGACGACAUCGACAACCACGUCCACAACCGACACCAUUUACACCUCGAUGACGACGAGCGAGACCGAAUGCGCCACCGAAGUGGUGGCUUGCAACGAUGACACGGAGUGCGUAGACUGCGUCACGUCGUAUGCUGCACUCGUGGAGGGAUGCCUUGUGUCAGCGGGUGGUACCACCUGCGAUGAUCUUGAAGGAGCUGUGUGCUGUGCGGUGGAUGGCUGCGAGGACAACGAUGGGCUCAAUGACCUCUUAGCCUGCAUCAAUGCGGAUACUGGUUGCUCCUUCGACUUUGGAGAUUGCGCAUCGGGCGGAAGCCGAGCCAUUUCUGACUCCGAUGCCACCACCGACACCGAUUCCGCGGGCUACCUGACGACAUCGACAACCACGUCCACAACCGACACCAUUUACACCUCGAUGACGACGAGCGAGACCGAAUGCGCCACCGAAGUGGAGGCUUGCAACGAUGACACGGAGUGCGUAGACUGCUUCACGUCGUAUGCUGCACUCGUGGAGGGAUGCCUUGUGUCAGCGGGUGGUACCACCUGCGACGAUCUUGAAGGAGCUGUGUGCUGUGCGGUGGAUGGCUGCGAGGACAACGAUGGGCUCAGUGACCUCUUAGCCUGCAUCAAUGCGGAUACUGGUUGCUCCUUCGACCUUGGAGAUUGCGCAUCGGGCGGAAGCGGGGCCAUUUCUGGCUCCGAUACCACAACCGACACCGGAUCCCCCACCGAUACAUCCACCGACACCGAUUCCGAAAUCGAUGCUACGACCGACACUGAUAGUACCGCUGCUGACGACGGCGAGAGCACCGGCAGCGCGCCCCUCCCCAUCGGCGAUGACGACGAAGACAAGAAGGACGCUACAGACGACGCGGACCCGACCAACACCGAGUCAUCCGCCACCCGUUCCGCUGCGGCAAAGGGAAGUUCGGCCGUUGUUUGGCUGAUCGCCGCCGCUGCGCCCAGCCUGUGGCGCCGCUUCCAGUAA